Sorghum bicolor (sorghum) is the source of this 4410-nucleotide messenger RNA. RefSeq names its product disease resistance protein RGA2. Gene Ontology annotation, molecular function: protein binding; ADP binding. The transcript has a single exon. The coding region runs from base 419 to 4267 and encodes 1282 amino acids. The record is from RefSeq and is a predicted model, not a curated record. Lineage: Eukaryota; Viridiplantae; Streptophyta; Magnoliopsida; Poales; Poaceae. Gene Ontology annotation, biological process: defense response to fungus.
UACAUCCGUAAAGAUGAAAAACUAGUCUCUAAUUAAUUAUUCAAUAGUAAAUACAAUUAUAUCCUAAAUGGUCAGCAAAUUCGGGUACAGAGUCAUGCUAUACGUACAACAUUAGGACCGGACAGAGUAUAUAUGCUAGCAUUUCCAAUGCAAGACGCUGACGGGUGGACCCCAGCUAGCCGACGCCCAGUUCCAUUGCCCACAAAUGACCAUGCGUGCUUGGAUACCUGCUUGGCGCGUACGCGUCUCGCGGCGGGUCAGCGGGUGCGGAAGUGGGGAAGAAAAAUCCAUGGGGACAGGGCAGUCCACGAGAAGUCGAUGUCACUAUCAUUUGUUAAUGAAGUUUGACCAAACAUGGUCGAGUGGAGCAGCUGAGCAUUUGAGCAACACGGAGUGAAGGGGAGCUGGGAAGGGGUCCAUGGCGGAAGGAGUUCUUGCCUCGAGCAUCGUCCAUGGGGUGCUGGCUAAGAUCGGCUCCUCGAUUUGGGCCGAGCUCGCGCUCCUGAGGAGCUUCAGGGCGGACCUGAGGGCCAUGGAGCGCGACUUCACCACCGUCCGGGAAGUCCUCUCUGACGCCGAGGCGCGCGGUGAUGGAGGCGUCCGCGACUGGCUGCGCAGGCUCAGGGACGUCGCCCACGACAUCGAUGACCUCCUCGAUGAGUGCCGCACAGAUCUCUGCGUCUCCGAGCGGCGGGAGAGCACUGCGUGCGGGUGCGGCCCCGUCACCAACCCCUGCUCCCUCCGCUCGUUCGCCAUGGCCCGCAGGCUGAAGUCAUUGAGGCGCAGGCUGGAAUCCAUCGCCGCUGGAAGAGACAGACUGCGCCUGAACCCCGGCAUCCAGCCGCCAGGACACCCAUCCGCUCCUCCCCGGCGCGAGACGAUCUCCAAGGUCGACGAGUCCAAGACGGUUGGGCGGGCCGGGGACAGGGAGAAGCUCAUGCGGCUGGUCCUCGAUGCCGCCAGCGACGAGGACGUGUCCGUGAUCCCCAUCGUCGGCUUUGGCGGACUCGGCAAGACGACGCUCGCGCAGUUGGUGUUCAACGACCGUCGCGCCAACGAUGAGGUGUUCGACCCCCGGAUCUGGGUCUCCAUGUCCGGCGACUCCAGCCUCCGGACGCUGGUCCAGCCGAUCGUGAGCGCGACCAAGGAGAAGUGCGACCUUGACAACCUCGACGCCGUCUCGAGCUUCCUGUCGCGGACGUUCACGGGGAUGAAGUAUCUGCUCGUUCUCGACGACGUGUGGAGCGAGAAUCAGGAGGAGUGGGAGAGGCUGCGGCUACUCCUCAAGGACGGCAAGCGCGGCAGCAAGAUCAUAGUGACUACACGGAGCCGGAAAGUUGCCAUGAUGGUUCGCACGGUGGCGCCGUUCGUGCUAGAGGGUCUCUCGGACGACGACUGCUGGGAGGUAUUCAGGUACAAGGCAUUCGAGGAAGGGGAGGAGAAUCUGCACCCCAAGCUGGUCAAGGUAGGCAAAGAAAUUGUUCACAAAUGUGGCGGCGUGCCGUUAGCAGCGAAGGCUCUUGGGAGCAUGUUGAGGUUCAACAAAAAUGAACACUCAUGGGUGGCUGUCAAGGACAGUGAGAUAUGGCAGAUGGAGAAGGAAGAGACGAUAUUGCCAUCUCUGAAACUUAGCUACGACCAGAUGGCACCUAGUGUGAAGCAGUGCUUCGCUUAUUGUUCGGUGUUUCCUAGGAGCCAUGAAAUUGACAGGGAUAAGCUUCUUCAGCAAUGGGUUGCUCUUGGUUUCAUUGAACCUACAAAGUAUCGCAGCGAAUCACUUUUCGAUAGAGCAGAUGACUGCUUUGAGCACUUGCUGUGGAUGUCAUUCCUUCAGGAAGUGGAGGAGCAUGAUUUAUCAAAGAAGGAAUUAGAAGAAGACGGCAAUGUCAAGUAUAUGAUUCAUGAAUUGGUGCAUGACCUUGCACAAUCUGUUGCAAGGGAUGAAGUUCAGACAAUCACUUCUAACCAGGUUAAUGGUCACACUGAAGGAUGCUGUUACGUAUCGCUGGCUGAUGACAUGGGAGCGCCUGAAGUUAUUCAGAGCAUGUUUCACAGAGUUCGUGCCUUCCAUUCAUGGGGAUAUAACCUUGACAUCAAGCUGGUUCUUCAGUCCAGGUGUUUGCGCGUACUGGAUUUGGGAGGCAGCCCUAUUACGGAGCUUCCCCAAAUGGUUGGCAAACUGAAACACCUAAGGUACUUGGAUGUUUCUUCAUCCCCAAUCGAAACUCUACCCAAUUCGAUCAGCAGCCUCCACAAUUUGCAUACUCUGUACCUAUCCAAUUGCAGCAAUCUCUGUAUUCUUCCCAUGUCCAUAUGCAACCUGCAAAAUUUAGAGACCUUGAAUCUUUCAGCCUGUAGCCUCCAAAACUUACCAGAUUCGAUUGGGAAUCUCCAAAACCUGGGAAAUCUGAACAUGUCAUUUUGCAAGUUUCUUGAGACAUUGCCAAACUCCAUUGGUAAACUCCAAAACUUGCGGACCUUGAAUUUAAAAGGUUGUGGUAAACUCCAUAAUCUCCCUGAUGAUAUAUGCAGCCUCCAAAAUUUGCAAUUUUUUAACCUUUCACAGUGUGGUAUUCUCCGAGAAUUGCCUAGAAAUAUCGGUAACCUGUCAAAUUUGUACCACCUGAAUUUAUCACAAUGCAAUGAUCUCAAGUCAGUCCCAGAUUCAAUACGCCGGAUAACCCGUUUGCAUACUUUGAAUAUGUCUCAUUGCAGUAGUCUAUCAGAAAUACCAGUAUCUAUUGGUGGCCUUAAAGAGCUUCAGUUUCUUAUUUUGUUGCAUCAUUCAAGCAGUUUAUCACUUCCUAUAUCAACCGGCCAUCUACCAAACUUGCAGACGUUGGAUCUCUCCUGGAAUAUUGGUCUGGAGGAAUUGCCUGAAUCAAUCGGCAGUCUUCAUAAUUUGAAGAUCCUGAUCUUGUUCCAGUGCUGGAGUCUUUCCAGGUUGCCUGACUCUAUAUCCAACCUUGUGAUGUUGGAAAGUUUGAACCUUGUUGGAUGUGAACAGCUGACAAAGCUACCUGAUGGCAUAAUAAGCAUCAGCAAUCUAAAGCACCUGAGAAAUGACCAAUGCUCAGCUUUGGAGAGACUGCCUCAUGGAUUUGGGCAAUGGACAAAACUUGAAACAUUGUCCCUACUUACAGUAGGUGACAAAAAUAGCAAUAUUGCUGAGCUAGAGCACCUUAAUGUUUUAACUGGUCAGCUGAGGAUUGAAUGCCAGUCACCCAUGAAGGUUCCGUCAACUGAUGCCAUGAGAGCGAACUUAAGGAAGAAGAAAAAGUUAAGCAGCUUAACCUUGUCAUGGACCAGGUCUUGUUCCAUUGAAGAACUGAUAAGUGCUGAAACAUUUCUUGAAGUCCUCAUGCCACCUGAAAACCUCGAAGUUUUUGAGAUAGACGGUUAUCUGGGCACUAAAUUUUCCAGUUGGAUGAUGAACAGCAUGGAACUGUUGCUUCCGAAUCUUGUUUCCCUCAGUUUCAGCAACAUCCAUCAUUGUAGUUGCCUUCCGCACCUUGGCCAUUUUCCGCAUCUACAGUCUCUUCAGCUCCGCCACAUUACCGGUGUUUAUAGCAUGGACUCUGAAAUGCCUGUAAAAAUAAACAAAGGUACUCUAUACCGAUCGUUGAAGGAACUCCACUUUGAAGACAUGCCCAACCUGGAGAUUUGGCUAACAUCACCGGUAACCGAUCACAAGGACAAAGAACCAGACCUAUUCAAGUUUCCUGUUCUUAAAACUGUCACUGUAACUGAAUGCCCAAUGUUGACACCACAGCCGUGCCUGCCUGAUGCCAUAGCAGAUUUGUCGGUGUCCGGCAGCAGCUCGAUGUUAUCAGUUGGUAGAAUCGCCGUACCACCAUCAUCGCUUCUGAGGAGAUUAUGGAUUAAAAACUGCCAUGUUUCUUCUAACGAGUGGAGAUUGUUGCGGCACAGACCAAAGCUCGAGGACCUAGUGAUCGAAUACUGUGAGAGGCUGCAUGUUCUGCCCGAGGCCAUCCGGUCCCUCACUAACCUGCGGAGACUGAAGAUUCUAAAUUGCAGGGAACUGAAAGCCCUUCCGGAAUGGCUCGGUGAACUUGCGACGCUUGAAUCUCUGGAGAUACGCUGCUGUCCCAAGCUGGUUUCACUGCCCAAAGGUUUGCAAGGCUUGACUGCACUGGAGCAGCUAACCGUCACUGGGUGCAGCACUGAUCUGAACGAGAGGUGCACAAAAGCUACAGGCAGAGAUUGGUUCAAGAUAUGCCAUGUUCCAAGUAUCAUUGUCUCAUAAGGCUCUGUUUGGCAACUUUGUUUGUUUUUUUGUUUUUGUUUUUUUUAAGGAAUGCCCACCGGCAGAUUUAUUGAUUCAUCAGAAUAGUUACAUCAUUCAUUAAAUACUAAAGAAGAAAACUAGGGGGUUCAUCGUCCCACAUA